Dromiciops gliroides (monito del monte) is the source of this 13380-nucleotide messenger RNA. It is a transcript of the gene NFAT5, whose product is annotated as nuclear factor of activated T cells 5. The coding region runs from base 185 to 4843 and encodes 1552 amino acids. Gene Ontology annotation, cellular component: transcription regulator complex. Lineage: Eukaryota; Metazoa; Chordata; Mammalia; Microbiotheria; Microbiotheriidae. Gene Ontology annotation, molecular function: transcription factor binding; DNA-binding transcription factor activity, RNA polymerase II-specific; RNA polymerase II cis-regulatory region sequence-specific DNA binding. The transcript has 15 exons. The record is from RefSeq and is a predicted model, not a curated record. Gene Ontology annotation, biological process: cytokine production; regulation of transcription by RNA polymerase II; calcineurin-NFAT signaling cascade.
CCCUCGCCCUCGCCCUCGCCCUCGCCCUCACCCUCGCCCUCACCCUCGCCCUCGCCUCCCUCCGCGACCCCUGGCCUCCUCGAGCUCUAGCCGCCCCCGGCCCGGUGCCCGAGCUCCCGCAGAGGAGGUGCCGCCGCCCCCGCCGCUCCCCCCCCGCCCUCGGGCCGGGCCGGGUCGAGCUGCGAUGCCCUCGGACUUCAUCUCAUUGCUCAGCGCCGACCUAGACCUGGAAUCGCCCAAGUCCCUGUACUCGAGAGAUCCUCUCAAGUCAUACCCACCACAGACUUUUCCUAGAUCUGGACUGUUGGAAGAAUCUGUCUAUGAUCUUCUCCCAAAGGAGUUACAGUUACCUCCAUCUAGAGAAACAUCUGUAGCAUCCAUGAGUCAGACAAGUGGCGGUGAGGCAGGCUCGCCUCCUCCAGCUGUAGUUGCUGCUGAUGCUUCUUCAGCUCCUUCCUCUUCCUCCAUGGGCGGUGCUUGCAGCUCCUUUACCACCUCUUCCAGCCCUACCAUUUAUUCUACCUCAGUCACCGACAGCAAGGCUAUGCAAGUGGAGAGCUGCUCCUCAGCCGUGGGGGUAAGUAACCGAGGGGUAAGUGAAAAGCAGUUAACCGGUAACACAGUCCAGCAGCAUCCGCCAACACCGAAGCGGCACACAGUCCUGUACAUCUCGCCGCCACCUGAGGACUUGCUGGAUAACAGCCGGAUGUCCUGCCAGGAUGAGGGCUGUGGACUGGAAUCUGAGCAGAGCUGCAGUAUGUGGAUAGAGGAUUCUCCCUCCAACUUCAGUAACAUGAGCACCAGUUCCUACAAUGAUAACACGGAGGUACCACGAAAAUCACGAAAACGAAAUCCAAAGCAGAGGCCAGGGGUCAAACGGCGAGACUGUGAAGAAUCCAACAUGGAUAUAUUUGAUGCUGACAGUGCCAAAGCACCUCACUAUGUGCUUUCCCAGCUUACCACGGACAGCAAAGGCAACUCAAAAGCAGGAAAUGGAACAUUGGAAAAUCAGAAAGGAGCUGGAGCAAAGAAGAGUCCUAUGUUGUGUGGACAGUAUCCUGUUAAAAGUGAGGGAAAGGAACUGAAGAUAGUGGUUCAACCUGAGACCCAGCACAGAGCUAGGUAUCUGACUGAGGGCAGCCGUGGUUCAGUGAAAGAUAGGACACAACAAGGGUUUCCUACUGUAAAGCUGGAAGGACACAAUGAACCUGUAGUGUUACAAGUAUUUGUGGGCAAUGACUCUGGUCGAGUGAAACCACAUGGGUUUUAUCAGGCCUGUAGAGUAACUGGUAGAAAUACAACUCCUUGCAAAGAAGUUGAUAUUGAAGGCACUACAGUCAUAGAAGUUGGCCUUGACCCUAGCAACAACAUGACACUGGCGGUGGACUGUGUAGGGAUCUUGAAACUCAGAAAUGCUGAUGUUGAAGCUAGAAUAGGAAUCGCUGGUUCCAAGAAAAAAAGUACUCGGGCCAGAUUGGUUUUUCGAGUUAACAUCACACGGAAAGAUGGCUCAACUUUAACACUACAAACACCCUCCUCUCCAAUUCUAUGUACUCAACCAGCAGGAGUACCAGAGAUCUUAAAGAAAAGCCUUCAUAGUUGUUCAGUAAAAGGAGAGGAAGAAGUCUUUCUAAUUGGCAAAAAUUUUCUGAAGGGAACUAAAGUUAUCUUCCAAGAGAAUGUUUCUGAUGAAAACUCUUGGAAGUCAGAAGCUGAAAUAGACAUGGAAUUAUUUCAUCAGAAUCAUCUUAUUGUGAAGGUGCCUCCGUAUCAUGACCAAUAUAUAACCUUGCCUGUGUCUGUGGGAAUAUAUGUAGUGACCAAUGCUGGAAGAUCUCACGAUGUUCAGCCAUUCACCUACACUCCAGAUACAGCUAAUGCUCUGAAUGUUAAUGUGAAGAAGGAAAUGUCCAGCCCAGCAAGACCUUGCUCUUUUGAAGAGGCUAUAAAAGUAAUGAAAGCCACUAGUUGUAACCUAGAUAAGGUAAAUAUUCUUCCUAGUGCCUUGAUCACUCCACUCAUGUCAAGCAGUAUGAUUAAGAAUGAAGAUGUUACUCCAAUGGAAGUAACAGCAGAAAAAAGAUCUUCUCCUGUCUUUAAGACAACAAAGGCAGUUGGAUCAACUCCGCAAACAUUAGAAAAUAUCUCCAACAUAUCAGGAAGUGGAUCUUUUUCAUCUUCUUCUUCCCACUUACCUCCUGACAAUGAAAAGCAGCAGCAAAUUCAGUCUAAAGUGUACAACCCAGAGACUCUGACAACUCUGCAGACACAGGACAUUUCACAACCGGGGACUUUUCCAGCAGGUCCGGCUGGUGGCCAGCUGUCCAGCAGCGAUGCAUUGUUACAGCAAGCGACCCAGUUUCAGAGCAGAGAGCCCCAGUCUAGAGAGGUCUUGCAGUCAGAGGGCACUGUGGUGAAUUUGUCCCAGUUGACUGAGGCAUCACAGCAACAACAGCCGUCACCCCUGCAAGAACAAGCGCAGACAUUGCAGCAACAGAUUUCAUCCAACAUUUUCUCACCCCCAAACAGUGUGAGUCAGCUACAAAAUACCAUACAACAGUUACAAGCUGGAAAUUUUACAGCCAGUGCCACCAGUGGCAGCAGUGGAAAUGUGGAUUUGGUCCAGCAAGUCCUUGAGGCCCAGCAACAGUUAUCUUCAGUUUUAUUUUCUGCUUCAGAUGGCAAUGAGAAUGUCCAAGAACAGCUCAGUGCUGACAUUUUUCAGCAGGUCAGUCAAAUUCAAAACAGUGUAAGCCCUGGAAUAUUUUCUUCAACGGAACCGGCUGUCCAUGCCAGGCCAGAAAAUUUAAUGACUGGAAGAGCUGAAAAUGUCCAUCCCCAAGCUGAGAAUACAUUAUCCAAUCCACAGCAGCAGCAGCAGCAACAGCAGCAGCAGCAGCAGCAAGCAAUGGAAUCAUCAGCUGCCAUGGUGAUGGAAAUGCAGCAGAGUAUCUGCCAGGCAGCUGCCCAGAUGCAAUCUGAGUUAUUCUCUUCAACUGCCUCUGCAAAUGGAAACCUCCAACAAUCUCCAGUUUAUCAGCAAGCAUCACACAUGAUGAGUGCAUUAUCUACUAAUGAGGACAUGCAAAUGCAGUGCGAGUUGUUCUCUUCUCCCGCAGUGUCUGGGAAUGAAACCUCUACCACUACAACACAGCAGGUUGCGACUCCUGGCCCGGCCAUGUUUCAGACAUCUAAUUCAACAGAUGGAGAAGAAUCAGGAGGACAAGUCAAACAGAUACAAAACAGUGUGUUUCAGACCAUGGUACAGAUGCAGCACAGUGGAGAGAAUCAAGCCCAAGUCAACCUUUUUUCAUCUACAAAAACUAUGAUGACUGUUCAGAACAGUGGUACUCAACCACAGGGGAAUGGGCUGUUCCAGCAGAGUAAUGAGAUACUGUCUCUUCAGUCCGGAAGCUUUAUACAACAGCCUUCUCAUUCUCAAGCUCAGCUUUUUCACCCGCAAAAUCCUAUUGGUGAGGCUCAGAAUAUAUCCCAGGAAACUCAAGGUUCUCUUUUUCACAGCCCAAGUCCCAUUGUCCACAAUCAGACUUCCACUUCAUCCUCUGAGCAGUUGCAGCCUUCGAUGUUUCAUUCCCAGGGUACCAUGGCUGUACUGCAAGGCUCCUCUGUUCCUCAAGACCAGCAGCCAACCAAUUUGUUCCUUUCUCAGAGUUCUAUAAAUACACUUCAGAAUAACCAAGUGUCUCAAGAAGAACAGAUCUCAUUUUUUGCAACACAGAGCUCAAUUUCUCCCCUUCAGCCAGCAGCAAACGCUGAGCAACAAACUGCUUUUCAGCAGCAGACACAGAUACCCCAUAUUCAGUCACCUUUGCUUUCUCAAGAACAGGCACAACCUUCUCAGCAGGGUUUGUUCCAGCCUCCAGUAUCUUUAGGUGCUCUCCAACCAAAUUCGAUGGCCCAGAGCCAACAAGGGACAAUCUUCCAGUCACAGCAUUCAAUAGUUGCCAUCCAGAAUAGCUCUUCAUCCCAAGAGCAGCAGCAGCAGCAGCAGCAACAACAGCAACAGCAGCAGCAGCAGCAGCAGAACAUUUUAUUCAGUAAUCAGAAUACAAUGGCUACAAUGGCAUCCCAAAAGCAACCACCACCAAAUAUGAUAUUCAACCCAAGUCAAAAUCCACUAGCCAAUCAAGAGCAGCAGAACCAGUCUAUGUUUCACCCGCAGAAUAACAUGGCAACAAUGAAUCAAGAGCAACAGCCCAUGCAGUUUCAGAACCAGAACACAGUUUCUUCCCUUCAGACCCCAGGAUCCACGCAGGCUGAGCCUCCCCAGCCAUCCUUGUUCCAUGCCUCUCCCCAGAUUCAACUGGUCCAAGGGUCACCUAGUUCACAAGAGCAGCAAGUAACCCUCUUCAUCUCUUCAGCUUCCAUGUCUGCCUUGCAGAACAGUAUGAAUCAGCAAGACCUGCAACAGCCUCCCCUCUACUCUCCUCAGAGCAACUUGCAGGGCAUCCAGGGAGCUGCAGCUUCACCUCCACAGCAACCCAGCUUAUUUCACAACACAGCAGGAGGGACAAUGAACCAACUGCAGAAUUCUCCUGGCUCAUCUCAACAAACUUCAGGAAUGUUCUUAUUUGGCAUCCAGAAUAACUGUGGGCAGCUUUUAACCCCUGGACCAGCAACAUUGCCAGAUCAGCUAAUGGCUAUAAGUCAGCCAAGUCAGCCUCAGAGUGAAGGUCAGUCACCUGUGACAACACUUCUGUCUCAACAAAUGCCAGAGAAUUCUUCGCUGUCAUCAUCCAUAAACACCAACCAGAACAUUGAAAAGAUGGAUUUGCUUGUUUCAUUGCAAAACCAGGGGAACAACUUGACUGGCUCAUUUUAACUGCAUAUAAAAAUUCUGUAAAGGAUAACCCAGUUCCAGGAUGCCCUUGGAGCUUGUGACUACAUUUAUAUUAAAGUAUAUGGAACUAAAUUGCUCUAUAAAAAAUUACACCAAAAAACUAUGUUUGAGUAAAUAUAUAGAUUGUUACCCUCCCUGCAGAAGAGCACAUUUCUGCUACUUAUUGUAGUGAUUAAUCAACAAUAUUAUCAUAUUUCAUAUUUCUAAUAGCAAUAAUGACUAAGAAUUUAUGUUUUGUGUUCCCCUUUGGUAAAUGUAAUUGUUGUUAUCUUCCUAAGCACAGUGCCUCUAUAAGGUACAGUAUGAAUUCAAGUCCAGUACACUCAGUCAUUAUUGCUAUUAGAAGAUAAUCCAUAACGGCAUUUUAUUUUUAUUUGUUCAUUAUUUUUCUCUUCCCACAUCUUUUCUGUUAAGAUUUUUGGAAAAAAGGAUACCCAUAACCGAAGCUGAUAUCGUCCAAGUAAAAAGCACAGCUAGUGGUCAAAGUAAAAGAAUCAUGUUUUCAGUUUUCAUAGAGAGCCUGAAGAAUUUACCCAAUGACAAGCUGUAGUAAAACUACUCAGAGAAGAUAGAUCUGUCUGUGUGAGCAGAUACUCUGUUAAUGGAACUGGGAAUAGCUGUAAUGCUUUAAGGCUACAUGUCGGAAAGUUGUUCAUGGUUUUCUAUAUGUUUGUACAAAGAUGUUAGCCUAUAAUUGUGCAUAGAGUAGUAAUGACCUUGUUCUACAAAAAUGAAGGGGACAAUUUAUGGCAGAUGUUGUUUUUAUAUUUUCUAUAAUAUACUGUCCUGUAGGAGUAAUUGAAUGGCUGAAGUUUCAAGUCCUGUGUAAUCUAAUUUGCAUUCUUCAGUCAGAAUUUAUCCUAACACAGCCUUAGACCAACAUUCCUUUUUUAUAUGUAUCCAUUAUUUUUUUCUUCACUUUUUAGUUUGGUUGUAAGUAACUGAAUAUGUUACUGGCUUUAGGAUCCUCUAGCAGCUUAAAGAAAAUAAGACCCCUUUGACCCAAGGUGAUCUAGCAAGUCCUGCAACACAGGGAAUAAGAAAAGGUCCCUUUCGUAAAUUGGAAGGGGUGGGAAUUGACUCCAGGAAAGACAAUGCAUUUUUUCCCAUGAACGGUGCUGUUGUAAAGUCUUCAAAAAAAAAAAAUUUCCCUCCAAUGGGAAACAAAAGCUAAGUUUUCUUGAAAUACCACUUCUCCCUGAGCUGCAGUGACUGUCAUAUACUUGUCACCUCAGUGCUUUACAAUUUCGAAGUGGUCACUUUCCUGAUAGUUCCCAUGAGCCUUAGGCUUUACAGGGUCAUACUGUUCACUUAAAAUGAAGAAUUCACUUGUUAUAUCUGUAAAGAGCAAAAGAACACACUCCAGGACUUGCAGGUGUAGCACUGGUUAUACAGUUUGGGUGCUUUGACCAACCCGAGGAAUGUUUGCUUCUCACUACCACCUCUUGUCUGGCCACGUGCUUAUUUCCUGUUCUCCUUGUGGCAUGUAGAAAGCUGUUACUGCAGUUUAGAGCCAAACUGGUGUGUGUAGCUUCUAAAUCUCGGUAUAAUGGCUUUGUUAUUCUUGUCAGUUUCAUUUUGUUUUAUUGUUUUAAGUACAAAAGAAUAGCCUGUAAAAUUGUUCAACUUUUCUGUUUACUGUAUUAUGUUUUUCUAUCUUUGUAUACUCACUUGAAUUGUGUAGAAUUGUGGUGGUGUUGGUUUUGUUUUUAUAACUAGAUUUUUCUUAUUUGUGAUGGUCUUUCUCUGUUAUUUGUAUUCUUUCUCUACCUUGUCUUUGCCAUAUCCUUCUCUUUACUUCUCUCACAUGCAUAUCUCUCUCUCCCUCUAUCCUCUCUUAUCCCUCCUCCCUUCUUUCUUUCUUUUUCCUUGCCCUUUCUCUCUCUUUCUCCCUCUCUCCCCUUCCCCUCUUCUUUCCUUCUCUCUCUGAUUGAGAGGCAUUGAAUUACGUUUUCAGUAGUACAGGCUUCUUGCCGAUAUGAAGGGAACUUUUCAGAAAGAGACCUGCUCUGGGUCAUUUAAUUUUGAAUACAGUUUUCAAUCGUUCAAGUUUUGGAUGGUUUAUAUCUAAUGUGUGUUUCAUUUUUUUGGAAAGCUAUAUUUUGUAUUUAGGAAAUGGUAUACUAUUUUGCUAUUUGUACUGAGUGAGUACAUUGGCAUAAAUAUAAAAAAAUUUAUAUAUAUAUAUAUAUACAUAUAUAUAAACUAUUCUUUUUGCCACACAUUUUUGUGGUAAAUUUGUGAGUUUGUCUGAUGUUCUACCACAACGUGGCGUCUGAUAACAGUGAGGGGGGUUUUGUUAUGUCUUUAUUAAGUAUUUAAGUACUUUUUGCAACAGAAAUGACCUGUUCAUCUGUGGCCAUUCCAUCGGGCAGUGCAUUGUUAUUAGUGGGCUAAAAGCAACUUCACUGUGUUUGCUGUGUUUGUCACUCAGCAAUGUGUUGGAGUAAGGGAAACCAAUUUUGGCAAUUGUGUCAUAUGGUGUUUCACCAGAAUGAGCCAAUCAGCUUUUGCUCACUAUAUAUUUAAUAUUUUAUUAUUGUUAUUAUUAUUAAUUGGCUUACUUGUUCUAUGCUUUUUAUUUAUAAAUACACUAAAACCAUAUUACAGUUUUAAUAAAGAACAUUUUCUCACUAUAUAAUGCCCAGAGCUACAUUUUAAAUUAUCUAAACCAAAAAAAAAAUUUCUUUCCCUCCUUAUAACUUCUCCAUUGAAGGGGAGAAAAAUCUCCUAGGAUAUAUAGUUCAGGAUAUGAAAAAGAUCAGCCAUAACCCAGUGCUUCACUUCCAAAAUGUAAAGCCCUAAUAGAAUAUAGAAUGUCAAUUAUAGUAUCAGGGUUAUCAUACCCAGCUGCUAUAUAAUUGGGGCAUAGAAAUAAAAUUCUUUUGGUCAGUUUUUUUCUGUGUUUUCCUAGAAUAUUUUCUCAGUGAUGACCCAGAAGCUUCAAUGAAACCCAUUUAUUCACCAUAUUCCGGGACUAUAAUAUUUGGUAACACUGUGGUUAUAACUUUAUCUUACAAAAAGAUUGGCUUGUGUACUGAUUUACCUUGUGUAGAAGAAUGUUUAUCAUUGGGAAAUAAUCAAUUGUCAGUGCCAAGUCACCGGGGACCAAUUUUCUGUUUUACAAUAUCUUACUGAGAACAGUACCUAUACCUGAACUGUACCGAUUCCCAGUUUUGGGUGGAGGAAGAAAACCCAAUUUUCACGUGUUUCAUAAAUUUGGGAGUUGUUUUUUCAAGGGCUGUGCUGUGCUACCAUAUUCCUGUUAAUUCACUAAUGGUGACUUUAUUUUUUACUUUGUUAAAUUUAUGUUAUCUUUUUAGGUCAAUGUUAAGUGUACAACAUUCUGAACACGUGAUUUGGUUACAAAAAGUAUUUGUAUUGAAUGAAGGGUAAAGCUCAAUGGUUGGUUUGUGCUAAUACUGCUGCUUUCAAACAACUGUUACAGAUGAGAAAGAGACGUUCAGUGAGCCAGCAAAGAGCCUUAGAAGAAACAAUUGAUCGGAAUUGUUUCAUGGCAGAAGGACCUAAAUAUACUGUGAACCACAUCUUAUUUCCUUCAUAUUGCUAUAUUCAGCAUGUUCUUAUUUUCAGCAAUGAACACUUAUGCUUGGAGCUUAUCUGCAUGUGUGUGAGUCUUUGUGUGUGUUGUUUCCCCGGUUAUUCAUUCUAUUAUAAUUUGAUACUAGUAUAGAGAACAACUGGAGAUUUGUUUUUAUUUCUGAACUUUAACAUAAGGGGUCACAGUUAUCUUUAUAAAUAAAAUACCAUACUGUGAUUCAAGAUUUGCAAUGUUUUUAGCCCAAUCUUAGGCUAAAACACUUUAACAAUUUUUAUUUAUCCAAAAAUUGAUGAAAUUGUGCUUUCCAUGGUUUGCAUUUUAAAUAAUUACAUUGUUUAAGAAGUGGCAUUAAAACAAAAUGUGGGUUUUUUUCCCUAUGAUAGCAAAACCCAAGAAACAUCUGGAAGUAAAGACUAAAAAAGAAUAUUGCCUUAAUAAUGUACAGACCCAAAUUUCAAUAUGAAUGUUUAUCAAUAUUCAACAGAUGGAAUCUUAAGUUUAUGUUUUAUUGUGAAAUUUUCUCCUCAAAUAUGUUUUCUAAUUGGCAAAUCCAUAUCCUAUGAGCCAGUUAACUUUAUUCUCCUCCAUUGUCAUAGACUAUACCACUUUUCUGGGACAAGUAUCUUUAUAGAUGUAUGCCUUUGUCAUGGUGAGGACUAGUUGAGUAGAGAAAGUAAUGGGGGGGAGGGAAAGUGUGUGUACUGGUAAUAGUGAGUCUGUGGUGUCAUCUUUGUGUGAGGACAGCAUCAUAUAGCAUCUAGGAAGGUAGUUUCCAUCUUCUAAGCUAUUCGUUUCAAAAGAAUUUAAACUAUAAUUAUUUUGUAUUAUUUUAGUAAGAAAAUGGGUAGGUGAUGUUCAUAAUAUCAAGAUAGUAAAACAAAAUUACUUCAGUUAUUAAUUUAUCCAGUUAACACUUUAUAUCUUACCUGACUAUUUCCCUUGAGCAACAGUUGGGUUUGUUUGGCUUUUUUUCUUCUGUACUUCAGUUCAGGUAUUCCACUGCUACUUAUCUGAUAUAAUUCAGAAAGCCUUUAAAAAAACAUUUUAUAAGUCCAGAUUAAAUACUUAUUUUCAAGUGCCUUUCUUACUUUGACAAUGCCAUCUUUAAAAAAUUUUGUUUAGCAUUGCCAGAAAUUAUAUACCUUUACACUGAUAGUUUCGUAUUAUCCCUUACUUUAUUUCCUGCCAGUCUUUUCUCCGUUUCUUAACUACUGCCUUGAAAUUUCUGUUAAGAAACAUUGCCUGAAAAGCAGUUUCCAUAAGUUUUUAUUCCCCUUUGUCAUAUAAAUAAAAUAUUUUAUUAAACUCUUUUGAGGAUGAGGGAUAAGUAGUGUAUAUUUUAUUUGGAUAUUAUAUAAAAUUACUAUAAAUGAGCUAUUUCUCAUUUUUAUCAAUCUUGCUCCACUUACAAUUUAUAUGUGCUAAUAGUGUACUUAUGGCAUAACACCAUACCUGUAACUCAGUGCAGUUAUGCCUAGCAAGAAAGAGGUUUAUAAAGUGUUUGCCAUGAUUUUAGGAGGAAAAUUAAAUCCCUCAAGCACAGUGUAAGGAAAAUUUCACCAUACCCAUAUUUUUAAAUAGAAAGGGUAAAAAAAUUCAGUGUAUUAUGGUUCUUGCUCAUUUUUCUAUGAGUAUAGCAGAACUUCAGUUUACCUAGUUUCAAAAACUAGCAAAAAAAAGUUUCAUCUGAAUUACUGAGGAGCAAAGGUGAUUCCUUUAGAGAAGAUGUAGUUAGGGAAUCAAACAAAUUAAACUUUAUCCUAUGGCCCCCUCUUGAUUUGUCCAUAUUUCAAACCUUGCUCAAAUGUAAUGUAAAAACUGAGCAUAAGUAGGGAUAAGAGCAUAAGCAGUCAAAGCUGAAAGGGGAAAUUAAUGGUAAAGUUAGUAAGAGGCUGAGACGAAAUUCCAUCAUUCCUUAAUGAUAGCUAAUACAGCCUCUUACAGUUAAGAGGUCAUGGAUGUGAAUCUCUUGGAAGAAGACACUAAGGGUAAAAAUCCACUGCUUUGGACCUGCUUUCCUUGUAUGAGUAUUUUCACAACUGUGCAUGGCACCUUGAGACUGCAGACCUUUAUGCAGUAUUUUUAAUAUCCAAUUCACAGUAUGCACUUUAAUCAUUACAAAGAAGUCAAGGGUGCUAAAUAGUGGUUAUUCUUUACUCACGAAUACUUUUUAAUGAUCUAAGGUACUUUGUUAUUUUUGUCUUGGUAAAGCAAGACACUGUGGGUAUGUGACUAUAUUGUGUGCAUGUUUUCCAAAUUAUCUGUAUAAUUAGGAUUAAGCCUUUGAAAUCUAACCAGUCAUAAAGGAAAAAUAAUAGGCAUGAAUAAAUCUGUUGGUUUUUUUAAAAUAAUAAAAUCAAGCACAUUUAAAUUUUUUGUCAGCCCACACGUUUGAGGGUUAAUCCCAUGUAAUUUUGUUAUGUAUAUAAACAUAUUAUGGUAUAUAAUUUUGUACAUAUAGUAUAUGUAUAUAUGUAUACUAUAUAUGGCUGGAUCUAGCAAAAGUGUUUUUUUUUUAAAUUUUGGUACUCAACAUGUAAUCAUGUUGAUAUUAUAUAAACUUAGAUAACUUAUCCCUAAUGGUUUAUGAGCAAUGCUAUUAAAUUUCAUCAAUCUAUUAUUAGUAGGAUCCAUAGAAAUGAAGAGUUUAAAUAAAUAUAUAGGUUUGGGUACACAUAGACUCAGUUUGAUUAUAAAUAACAUUCAGUUAAUUAUUUGGUAUAACAUUCUCUUCAUUAAAACUUUUAUGUGAAAUGGCUUUGAUUUGAACACAUAUUUGGAUUAUUCUGUCUUUUAGUUUUUUAAUGAAACUUGACAGGUGCUAAAGUUUUCUGUUUAUUGAAUGGGUAUAUUGUGGACAGUGGUGAGAAAAACUUUUAUCUCACCUGCUUACCACCAUGAGAUAGCCCUGCUGUGGCUGGAGCGCUUAUCAAAACAAAAACAUUUUUCAUUCCCUGUGCCCAUUGAGUUGUAUGUGUGAGGUAGUCAGCAAAGUGGCCAACUAGUUCUAACCUAAGCAAUUUCAAAAGCCAUAUGAACAUUAAUUUUCAAGGAAAUGAAUUAUAUUCUCAUUUCUCUCAACUAUUUUCAACCCUAUAAUUUAUAAAGUUGUUAUCUUGGGCUUGCUUUCCAGUUCCUCAUCUCUGCUACCAUAUUUUAGUUUUCUACUCUAGCAAAUAAGCUGAUGAGUUUAGGAAAAUCAUUUUAUCUUAGCACCAUACUUUAGUUGGGUUUUUUAAGGUAAAACUUUUCAAUAUUAAAGUAGCCUUCUAGAAGAAUUCACAGACUGGUCUUGCUGUGUACAAGAACUUAAUGGAAAACACUUUGUUAGCAAUGUGUGAUGUGCUUAUCUUAACCUGUGCUCCAUCUAGAAGUGAAAUGAGCUAUUAUAUAUUUCACUAUGAAUAUUCAUUAUUGCCCUAAUUACCCUAUGAUCUCAUCUACAUGGAUAAACCCUCAAAAACCAAGAUUGCAACCUAUCCAUGUCUGACUGUUGUCCAUGUCCUUAAAUUCACCAAAGAAGAUCUAAAACAAAGGCUAAAUAAAAUAGGAUGUAGUCAAUUGAAUUAUAAAGGCAAGCAAAUUUGUUCAGUAAUCCAUGUGCUUUCUUAAUUAUUCCUCACCCUCUUUCUUAGCAUGUACAUACCAUUACUUUAUGUUUGCAACUCCUAGCUAGCUCUGAAUUGACCUAAAUAUAAGAUAAAGCACACAAACUUUUCACAUCUCAGACAUCAAAAUGUAUGAAAUAUGUGACUUCUCUCAAAACUGUUAAUUCCUUUCACACUGAUUACUUUGGGAAAUUUAGCAAUGGCAAUUACAUAGGCACAAGAUGAAGAGCCAGUUUCUCCACCCUCAUUUGAAAAUUGCUGUCGUGUAUGAUUCUGUACAUUCCUAAUUGUCAAGGGCCUUGAAUUUGGGAUUCAUGAAGACCCAGGUUCUAGUCCUAACUUCACCACUUAAUAGCUGUGUGACCUUGGGAAAGUCAUUUAAACCCUCUAAGCCUUAGUUUCCUCAUCUGUGAAGUGAGAAUAACAAUCUGCCUAUCUGAACAAGGCUGUCGUAAGAUUUAAAUGAGAUAUAUGGUAUAUGUAAAAAUGCUUUGAAAAGUCCAAAUUGCUAUCAAAUCGUAAAGGACACCUCUUUCCUCUUUCAUUGACCAGCAUCCUAGUUUUGGUCCUCAAAGAAUCUUUAGGCAUCUUUCAACUGCAACUCUGACUGUAAAAACCUAUCUCAUAUAAACUCUGAAUAUCACUGAAUUACCCCAAAUGUUACUUUUCAGGUGUCAUUUGCUUAACUUUAUAGAAUCUUCUUGGAUGUAAUGGCCCUCUAUCCCCUUCCCUUCCUUAAAAAUAUGGUGUUUGAGAUGUGUACCCUGUGACUUGUAGAUGUACUUCAUCCCACUAAAAUCGGGAGAAUUUUAGUGACUUCAUCUUUAUUCCAUUGAAUUUGAGUUUUUUUUCUUUUGAUACAGUGAAUGCAUCAGCUCACCUUGUUCUUGCUCUCUUAGAUAAGCUCCAAGCAGUUGUUCCUUUUGACUCUUCCUCUUGCUGUUUUUUUUUUAUUUAAUCUUCCAGUAUGCUAUAAUUUUUCAGUAACCCAUUCUUUAACCAAGUGGUUUAUCUGCCUUUCUGCCAUAUUUUUUUUUUUUUUGCUAGAGCACACUGAUCAACCACUGAGCUGCCUUCUUCCAUUGUCCUGCAAUGAUGUGAAGGUAGCACCAGAUGUUCCUUUGUGCAUUUUUGUGUAUAUGGCUUUCAUAGUUGGGAUUUUCAGAGCACUGAUACCAGAUGUUUUCAGUUUGUUCUCUGGGGAAAUUUCAUUUGCAUCUCUGUUUUUAGCUAUCUGUGAUAACUUGUUAAAUAUUAAAAAAUAUUUUGCUUCUAUUGGGACAUUUGUAUACUCGCAACUAUAUUUCUGUAAACAGCUGCAGUCAAAAAUAAAACAUCGAAAGUUUUCA